This is a messenger RNA of Cladocopium goreaui, 2853 nucleotides long. NCBI's taxonomy places the organism in Eukaryota, Dinophyceae, Suessiales, Symbiodiniaceae. The record is from the annotation of a GenBank genome assembly.
AUGUCGAUCAAUAUGGGUGUGCUGGUCUCGUACGGUUUUCUGACGACUUUGUGUUCCAGUGGGCUGCCGGGACUCAUUCCCCCGAGCUUUGGCUAUGCCACUGCCUACUUCCUGGCUGCUAUGGCCAUGGUUGUGGCAUUGACCGUUUUCCUGUGCUUUAGCAGUAGCUACAGGUGCCUGGACCGACAUGUGGGCAAUGCCAUUCGCGGAGUGGUUCUGCAUGUAGUUUCAGCAGCAGUGGAGGGCUCAUGGCGGGCCACGGCCAUUUGCAUUGGUUGGCCCUUGUUGCUGCUGGGUUUGUUGCUGAGUGUUUGUAUCUCCUUGAUCCCUGCCUCGGCUGGCUUGGGCCUUUUUGGAGCCCUCAGCGUGCUUGGUGGACUUCUGUUGGCCACCUAUGGCUGUGGGGAGUUGUCGUGGGUUCAAUCCGCUGCUCAGCGAAAUUCCCACGUCACGCGACAGCAGACAGCAGAUUUCCUACGGAUAAUGCCCACCUUGGCAGCGGUGAACUUGGCAUUUAACAGUGUCUACAACUGCAUGGCCUUCUGGUUUCAGGAGCAGGCCUGUUUGAUGGAUGUGCGCUUGGGCCCUCUGCAGCUCAACGGCUCGUUCUUCAACGUGGCCGAUGGCUUGGCUAUCGUCGUCUUUACGCAUCCUUUAAUGAAUCAUUUGAAUCCGUGGUUGGAGCGAAGGUUUGGUCUACGACGUCAUGGCAAGGUGCUUCUGGGCUGUGCUUUGGCGGCGGUGUCCGUCCUUUGGGCUAUCCAGUUGGAGGAGCAGCGCCAACGUGCGCCGUUGCUGGACGAGGUGUCGCUGUGUGCGCCAGAUGGCAUGAAGAUGAGCAGUUUGUCCGCCUGGUGGAUGGUCGGCCCAUAUACUGUCAUGGGCGUGGCAGAAGUCUAUGUGAAUCCAACGCUGUACUACUUGGCAUAUUCGCAAUCUCCGCUGAGGUUGCGUUCAAGUGCACAAGCAUUGGGCCUUCUGAUGAGUGCGACCAGUUCUGCUUUGUUUACGAUCUUAACUGCCAUCCUGGGCGGAAAGGAUUCUGACAGCCUUCAAGUGGGAUACUUCUUGUCUUUGACAAUGAUGAUUCCGUUUAUUUGCUGGUACCUUUGUGUUCAGUCCAGCUGGGAGGAGCGGCAUUUUGAUGAAGAGAGCGAAGCCGAGGUACAGCCAGGCCAGCUCAAUAAGGGCGUGGCCUUCUCGAGGACAGGCAUGCUGCGGGACUUUGCUUCACCACAAAGUAUUGGUGGAAGCCCUGCCAGUUGGGUGGAUCAUAGCCCCUCAGCUGCAGAAUGCUGCAGAGCCGACGAUGUUGUCUAUCAGAUCGUUGAUCCGGAGGACUUCGUUUUACAAGGUUUGCCACCCUGCGGGGGGAUCGUGAGUGAUCACGAAGAUGUGAGAAGUGGCAAAGUGCUGGCUGUAGCCAAACAUCCCACUGACCACCGGAUGGACUAUUGGCUGAAAGUGGAGUAUGGUGACUCCAAAAUUGCCUUUGUUCAUAUGCUGAUGAGUUGUGGAUGGACCUCCAACAAGUUGAUGCUGGACGUCGGCGAUGUCGCCUUCCCUCCAGGCCAACAGGCCACGGAAGGGAGCAGUGUACCAUUGCCAGAUUUGGACCCUGGCAACUACGAUCAGGAGUUUGUGGUCCCAUCUCACCUUGAAGCCAUUGAGACCAAUGCCAAGCUUAAGAGCGUAUUCCCUGAAGCGUCCAGGGGACAGGUGAAGAGCGUUUGGCGUCACAAUGAUCGCUUUUGGUUGGAAGUCACAAGUGAAGGAACUUGCUACGGUGCCCACUUCAUCGAAGCUGAGGAAGGCAGCGAGGUCUACUACUUGACUUGUGCUGUGAAGCUACCAGAAGACGAGGAUUUCCCCCCUGCGCCUCUCACCACGCGCGGCGAAGCCGAGUUUGUGGUCCCAUCUCACCUUGAAGCCAUUGAGACCAAUGCCAAGCUUAAGAGCGUAUUCCCUGAAGCGUCCAGGGGACAGGUGAAGAGCGUUUGGCGUCACAAUGAUCGCUUUUGGUUGGAAGUCACAAGUGAAGGAACUUGCUACGGUGCCCACUUCAUCGAAGCUGAGGAAGGCAGCGAGGUCUACUACUUGACUUGUGCUGUGAAGCUACCAGAAGACGAGGAUUUCCCCCUGAGUGGCCUGGGACCAAUUGCUUCGGACGAGGAUUUGCUGGUCAUCGACACGCCCCUGCCGGUCGAAGAGCCAGCCGCCGAGCCGGCACCCACAGAUGUCGAGGAGGACACAAGCACAUCCAUGGGCGAAAAGCUACGCCAGGCAGUGCUGAGUGGAAGCCAAGAUGAUCUGAAGCGGCUCUUUCAGCAGUGUUCCAAGCUGCCAGCCAAGAAGGCGGCCUUUGAUGAUCUCCUGAAGCCCCAGGAGGCGGUUCAACCAGCAGGAGCACCUGCACAGCCUGCAGACGUGAGCGCCAUGACGAGGCUAGAACCUGCAGUACAGGAGGUCGCAGGCGGUCCCUCGAGCCCGUCAAGGGCAGCCAGCGGCCCUGAAAUGUUCUUCAUCGGCGAUGAUUCCAUGGCCGAAGAUCUCAUUGGCGGCGCUUCUGCACCAUCGGCUCCAUCUUCCCAACCCAGCUAUGCCCAGGCAGCGCCGGCACCCGCGCCCGCGGCCUUGACACCGGAGCUGGUGCAGCAGCUGCAUUCCAAUGGAGUCUCGGCCAACAAUUUGACCCCGCACCAACUGGAGCGGAUGUCGCCUCAGGAGCUGGUUCAGCUGCAGGCGAUGAUCUCCAGUGCCUUGCAGGAUCCACUGCUGAAUCCUUAUGAAAUUCUGCUGAAUCGACAUGACACUUCCGACAGUUCCCCAAAAAAGACAGCGCCACAGAGAUGA